This is a messenger RNA of Xyrauchen texanus (razorback sucker), 3675 nucleotides long. RefSeq names its product carboxypeptidase Z-like. Gene Ontology annotation, molecular function: protein binding; metallocarboxypeptidase activity; zinc ion binding. NCBI's taxonomy places the organism in Eukaryota, Metazoa, Chordata, Actinopteri, Cypriniformes, Catostomidae. The record is from RefSeq and is a predicted model, not a curated record. Bases 47 to 2092 code for a protein of 681 amino acids. Gene Ontology annotation, biological process: proteolysis. The transcript is spliced from 11 exons.
GGCAGACUCUCCCCUAAGCGAUGGGGGUAGCGGGACUCUUCGGAAGAUGAUCAACUUUGUACGUCGCAGCGACUGCCACAUCAUUCCGUUAAUGAACUACAAAAUGGUCACGGUUUUGGUACUUUUAAGUGCUCUAGCGACAUGCAUGAGCGCACCACCACGAUGUGCACCAGAGGAGGAAGCAUUAGGAAGAUGCAGAAAACCUGCAGAAGAGAGACCGCAGUGUAUAAAUAUGGUGCUCGGCUACUGCCAGGACGUGCCCUACAGUUCCACCUCAUUCCCCAACAUUGUGGGCCACCGUUCACGUGAGGAAUUAGAGAUGGGUGCAGAGUACCUACUCUUAAGUGUGAUCCAUGGGCUGCUGAAAGGGGAGUGUUGUCCAGACAUCCGUCUGCUAGGCUGCUCAGUGUUGGCUCCCCGCUGUCAAGACAACAGACUUAUGAAGCCGUGCCGUAGCUCAUGUGAGAUGUUGAAAAAGAGUUGUGUUCAUGCCUUUGAAGCCAUCGAAAUGGCAUGGCCAUACUUUUUGGACUGUGACCGAUUCUUUGUUGGUGACGAGGAGGGUUGUUAUGACCCACUGUCAGAGCUGAGAGUAAAGCAGGAGGUGGCUUUGGCCAACAUAUCUGAUGGUGGUCUUUCCACUGUCCUCCAGUUCACUUACCACACAAACUCUCAGAUGUUCAGUAUCCUGAAGAAGACAGCAGCUAAAUGCCCCCAUAUCUCACGCACAUACAGCAUUGGACGCAGUGUGGAGGGCAAAGACUUACUGGUUAUUGAAUUCUCCACUAACCCUGGACAACACGACCUAUUGGAGCCCGAGAUGAAAUUAAUUGGGAACAUGCAUGGAAAUGAGGUGCUGGGCAGGCAGCUGUUGAUCUAUCUGGUUCAGUAUCUGUGCUCUGAGUAUCUGCUUGGGAACGAGCGGAUUCAGACCAUCAUCAACACCACACGCAUCCAUAUACUGCCCUCCAUGAAUCCCGAUGGCUAUGAGAUUGCUGCCUCUGAGGUAGCCGACAGGAACGACCCUGAAAACAUCUAUCAGGAAGGCCAUGAGUACAAUGCAUGGACCAGUGGCAGGGCCAAUGCCCAGAAUAUUGAUCUGAACCGCAACUUCCCUGACCUCACCUCCAUCUUCUACAAUCGCCGUCGCUUCAGGCAUUUCCGUAGUGACCACAUCCCUAUCCCUGACUCCUAUUGGUUAAAUAAGGUGAUUGCACCUGAGACCUAUGCUAUAAUGAAAUGGAUAAGAUCCAAUCCUUUUGUUAUAUCUGCUAGUCUGCAUGGAGGAGAACUGGUUAUCUCAUAUCCUUUUGACUUCUCAAGACCCCCCCACGAAUACAGGAUGCACUCACCCACACCUGAUGAACUAAUUUUUAGGCAGCUGGCUAGGAUAUAUGCAGAUUCACAUGCCACUAUGUCCAACAAUGACACAGAGCGAUGCGGAGCCUCAUUUGCCAAUAAAGGAGGGAUAACCAAUGGAGCACAGUGGUAUAGCUUUGCUGGAGGGAUGUCAGACUUUAACUACCUGCACAGCAACUGUUAUGAGAUCACCGUGGAGUUGGGCUGUGAUAAAUUCCCUUCUGAGGAGGCGCUCUACCCUGAAUGGCUCCGGAAUAAGGAGGCACUUCUCAGCUUCAUGGAGUCUGUCCACAGAGGUAUAAAGGGCAUUGUGAGUGAUGAACACGGAAAUGGCAUUAAAGGAGCCACAAUAUCUAUUAAGGGAAUGCGGCAUGACAUCACUACAGCCGAAGAUGGUGAUUACUGGAGAUUGUUGAAUCCAGGUAUCAACAUUGUGACCGCAGCUGCCUCUGGCUACUCUAAAGUAACCAAGCGCAUUAACUUGCCAAGAAACGUGCAGGUUGGCCGGGUAGAUUUUGUGCUGAAGAAACUCCCACGAGAACCCUCUCUUGACUACUUCAACAUCCCUGAACUGGACAACUAUGAGCGUUUCGACCCAUUUAAUCAGUUUGAGCAGUACAGCCAGAGGGUGCUUGGUGAGAAUGGAGAGGAGAGGACUGAGAAGCCAUGGUGGUGGGCUUAUUUCAGCCAGUCAGGAAUAUCUGCACCUACCUGGCUUCUGCGUAACUACUAAGGCCCCUCAGGACACUACAGGAGAGUAACCCGAUCUCAAAUAUUUUGCACCCAAGCCCUACUUGAUGAUUUUCAUCAUGAUGGUAACAUUAACUUCACUUGACAUACAGUACAAGAUGUGCAGCUUGCCACUGAGCAUGGUGAAGGUAUUAUUGCCUUCCAGUAUAUACUGUCUUACUGUAAGAAUCAGACUGGCAUCAUAGUAACAUAAUUCUGCCAUAAAAGUAAGCAAAAGUACCUUUCUAUUUUAAUUUGACAUCACCAGAUCACAAAACCCCAAAUUAAGUUAUAAACAGCAUAUUCUGAUAAAGUUUGGCAGCUCGAAAACGGUUGGCUGUAAAAUGAUAAAUGAUAGCUUUGCUGUGGCUUUUGUAGUCUCUUCUUAUCAGGGUGCAUUUGUAUAUUUUUCAAGCACAUUAAGUAUAAUCAGGACAUAAUAUUUGAGGCUGUCAUUAAAGGGAUAGUUCACCAAAAAAUGAAAAUUCUCUCAUUAUUUACUCACCCUCAUGAUAUCCCAGGUGUGUAAGACUUUCUCUCUUCACCAGAACACAUUUGAAGCAAAAAUAGAAAAAUAUCUAAGCUCAGUAGGUCCUUAAAAUGCAAAUGAAUGGUGAUUUCACUUUUGAAGCUCCAAAAAUCACAGACAGCCAGCAUAAACUUCAUCCAUUCACCAGCUGUAAAAUUUAUGUCUUCUAAUAUGACAUGAUCGCUUUUGGUGUGAAAAACAUAAGUAUGUAAGUACUUUCCGGUGAGCAGUGGUACGCACACGUGACGUAAUCGCAUUGGCAUUUGAAACACACGGGAAGGAAAACUGAUGGAAGUGCAUCACAGCUGGAAGAGCAGCGCUGUUUACAUGUGAGAAGGAGGAACGCUGUUGGUUGGUUUUGGUUUAGAUAUGUAUUGAUCUGUUUCUUUACUCACAAUGGUGUGUGCUCAUCCUGCAUGUUUCAGCCGAGUGGAGAACGUGAGAUUACAUCUGUAUCCAUGGCAACGUGAAUAUAUCACUCAAGAGACUGCUUGGUCUCCACGCUGUCGUGAAGCAUUGGAUUAUAAUAAAAAAGUACUUAAAUAUUGAUAUUUUUUGCAACAAAAGUGAGACAUCCAUUUAACUGCUGCAGUCUUUUCGGUGAUGUUUAUGCUGACUGUGAUUUUUGAAGCUUCAUAUGAGAAAUCUCCAUUCACUUGCAUUUUAAGGACCUACUGAGCUAAGCUAUUUUUCAAUUUUUUGCUUCAAAUGUGUUCUGAGGAAGAGAGAAAGUCAUACAGAGAUGGGAUAACAUGAGGGUGAAUAAAUAAUGAGAAUUUAAUGAUAAUUUUUGGGUGAACUAUCCCUUUAAGUUUUAGAAGAACUGUUCAUUUUAAUUAAACCAGCAAUUUUGUAUUGCCCUUUAAACACGAAGAACUGAAUGUCCACUAGUUUGCAAGAGGUAAAUAAAAGAACAAACUUUCAACUUCAGUGAAAUUUCUGAUUUUCUUUAUUGUUUUUACAUUCUUUCUAUUCUAUUAGUAUUAGAGUUUUAUCACCUCCAAUAUUUGAGAUAGGGCAAGCAAAUGCUGUGCAAAUCAAGGAAUACAAUUUUAAAA